Messenger RNA from Microthlaspi erraticum, 318 nucleotides. Lineage: Eukaryota; Viridiplantae; Streptophyta; Magnoliopsida; Brassicales; Brassicaceae. The record is from the annotation of a GenBank genome assembly.
AUGAACGUCAGGAAAUUAGCUCAAGACGACCACCAGAAAAUCUUUUACUCUUUACAAGGAGGCUCAAGCAUGAUUGUUGAUUCUCUUAUGGUAGAGGCUAAAAAACAGAAAGCAAACGUUGGCAUUAAACUGAGGAAACUUGGCGUCACAGUCACUUAUGCGAAUGCCAUAUCGUUCAACACUCUCAAUAUCUACAGCAGCGAGCCUAAACCACAAUCCCUAUGCGGUUUAACUUUGUGUUACUUUGUAGUGGUUAAAGCAGUUUUAGACAUUGGACAGAAAACAAAAGACAAAGCUAAAGUUUACCAACAGCCGUAA